Messenger RNA from Meloidogyne enterolobii, 363 nucleotides. The record is from the annotation of a GenBank genome assembly. Lineage: Eukaryota; Metazoa; Nematoda; Chromadorea; Rhabditida; Meloidogynidae.
UUUUAUUUAAACUUUCUUUUAAAAAUGCUUUAUUCUUUUCCAAAUGAAACGAAAAUUGACAUUUUUAAAUGUCUUAACUAUCAACAAUUAUUGGCAUUCAAACUCUCGAAUGUUUAUUUUCACAAUUUUGUUAUUAAAUAUGAGGGGGAAUUUGCUAAGGAGAAGUUUAAUAUGAUUUCUCUUGGUUAUCUCGGUAGUGACGAACUUCCUCGUUUUUUGAUAAAACCCAAAGCUGAAAAUUUUGGUUCUCCAUUGCCUAAAGGACUUGAAGAGAAGUUCAAAAAUGGAUUUGAAUACCCAAUUCCUUUGUUUUUAAGUUGUCAUGGUCCGGACAAAGAAGAUCUUAUUUUGGAGACAGGUUAA